This is a messenger RNA of Lodderomyces orthopsilosis Co 90-125, 1539 nucleotides long. RefSeq lists its product as uncharacterized. Gene Ontology annotation, molecular function: transmembrane transporter activity. The record is from RefSeq and is a predicted model, not a curated record. NCBI's taxonomy places the organism in Eukaryota, Fungi, Ascomycota, Pichiomycetes, Serinales, Debaryomycetaceae. Gene Ontology annotation, cellular component: membrane. Gene Ontology annotation, biological process: transmembrane transport. The coding region runs from base 1 to 1539 and encodes 512 amino acids. The transcript has a single exon.
AUGACCUUAUCAGACAAACCAAGCAAUGAUAAUGAAAAGAAUCCGGAGGUCCAGACCGUUCUAUCACAUGGAAAUAUUGACUUGCUGAACAAAACUGGAUACGAGCUCUAUGAAAAGGCACAAGAUAUUUCGGAAGAGGAGGAUAUUGAAGUAUACAAGAGAAUCAGAUGGAAGUUGGAUUGUAGGAUUGUACCAUUGUUGUGUAUUACUUAUAUGUUGCAAUAUUUAGACAAGUUGUCUUUAAACUAUGCUUCUGCUUACACACUCAAAGAGGAUUUAGGAUUGCAAGGUCAAAGAUACUCUUGGGUUGCUGCUAUAUUCAAUUUUGGUUACUUGUUCUGGGCAUACCCUGCAAAUUACAUUAUACAGAAGCUACCAGUUGCUAAAUAUACAGGGUUUAUGUUAUUUACGUGGUCAAUUAUCUUGAUUGGUCACGUAGGUUUGAAAAAUUAUGGUGGUGCUUUGGUGAUCAGAUUUUUAUUGGGCAUGUUUGAAGCAGGUAUAAGCCCUUCUUGUAUGAUGAUUUGUGGCACAUUUUUCACAUUGAAACAACAACCAAUUCGAAUGAGUGUGUUUAUGUCCUUCAAUGGAGUUGCGACUAUGUUGGGUGCGUUGUUAGCUUUUGGAUUGGGACAUGUUGAUAAUGCAAAAAUAAAUCAAUGGCAAUUAAUUUUCCUCGUCAUUGGAUUGAUUAACCUUGUGUGGUCAAUUUGCUUCCUUUGGUUGUGUCCUGACUCUCCUCAGGGAGCCAAAUUCCUAACUGAAGAGGAGAAAGCAAUCUUGAUCAAACACAUCGCUAGCAAUAAUCAAGGCGUUAAAGAUCAGAAAUUUGAAAAAUACCAAGCUCUUGAAGCUUUCAUGGACCCCACCGUGAUAAUGAUUGCCGCAAUCGGGUUGGCAAUGGGCGUUAGCAAUGGUGGUGCAUCCAACUUCAUAUCGGCUUUGAUUAAGGGUUUUGGUUUUGAUGGGAUUGAAGCUACAGCUUUACAGUUACCGUUGGGUGCUGUUGAAUUAGUGUUACUUAUUCUUGGUGGAAUCAUUUCAUUUACGGUUAAAAAUACUCGAUGUUAUGUGCUAUUUGCAUUAUGUAUAGGGCCGUUAGGAGGAUUGAUUGGCUUAUAUACAAUCCCGUUGGAACGCAAAUGGUCAUUGGUUGGAUGUUCCUUCAUGCAGUAUGUUGUAGGGGGACCCAUCAUUAUGUGUUGGAUUCUAUUGAACGCCAACGUUUCAGGAAGUUCCAAAAAGACAACAGCGAAUGGAUUAUGGUUUGUAAUGUAUGCUACAGGUAACACUAUAGGAGCAAAUAUAUUUUAUGCAUAUCAAGCGCCAAGGUAUGAGAGUGGUAUCACCGGUAUGAUUACUAGUUAUAGUGGAAGUAUGCUUUUAGCUAUUAUGAUUCGAUUAGCGUAUAUGAGAAGAAACAAAUUAAGAGAUAAAGAAUUAGGGGAGCAGACUAAGGAACAAGAGGAACAAGCAAUCUUGAAUGGGUUUAUGGGAAUGACCGAUUUUGAAAACAAGGGGUUUAGAUACUCCUUAUAG